Messenger RNA from Miscanthus lutarioriparius, 411 nucleotides. Lineage: Eukaryota; Viridiplantae; Streptophyta; Magnoliopsida; Poales; Poaceae. The record is from the annotation of a GenBank genome assembly.
AUGGUGCCCCCUGCGGUCGCCCCGUCGCCAGUCGCCGCUGAGCAGCCGCGACGCCGAGCUCAACUGGAGGAGCUCGCUGAGGACCCCGCCAUCCUACAGAUUGGCCCGGUCCUUCCUCCUGGCCCGGCUGCUCCUGCUCCAACCGGUCCACCUCUACGGGUCUACGUUCGGCGGCGUGCUGGUGCUCCCGCCCAUUGCCGAGCCGCCUCGCACCCUGCUUGUCGCACGGGCCGUGGAGGUGCCCCCGCCGGCGCCCGCUGUUCUGUCCGCACCAGUCGUGGAGGUGCCCCCGUCGGCGCCCGCUGUUCCAGAACAGCCGGCUCCUGCUCCAGUUGUGGCAGCCGGUCCGCCACCUCCUACUUCGAGCCGACCUGUGACGCGCCUCCAGACAGGCUCGCUGAAGCCUGUUGA